AUGAGUCUUGAUUCGCACCAAAACAGACUCGAGUUCCUCCUGCGCCACGUCGAUGAUGAACCAGCAAUCUCCGACUACCGUUCCCUCGCAGAAGUCAUCCAAGGUAUUGCCCAGACAGCUGUGAACUUUGCUGUUAUCGGCCAAGUUGAUGGCGCCACCAAACUCUUGGAGACUCUUGUCAACAAAGCCAUUGACCCUUUCGACUAUUCCAAGACAUGCUACCCGUACUUGAAGCCAUGCAUGUACUUUGCUUGGGAAGCAAACUCGUCUUGGCCGUCAUGGAUCCCUCAAGAGGAGCGCACCGAGGAAAAGCUCCUCGAGAUGGAACAUGAAGGUCGCGAAAUUUGGCUCCAGAGGUUUAGUCAAGAAUGGGAGGUUACAGAGGAAACCGCCAGGAAAGCUCUCGACAUGGCCUAUAACGGCCUGACAACCGAACUUCCCGACUACAACGGUACUCUUGCAGGACAGGUCGCCGUAGUAGAGAAGAUGAGCCAAGAAGGGAUCUUCUCCUACUCUGCUAGUCCCAACGGCCCAAUGUCUAUCAGGUACUCAAAGAUAGCCAUGUGGUGGCGUCAGGGGAUAUUCCCAUAUCCUUACGUGCAACUCUAUCGCACGGCAGGAUUAAUGAUUGCACUCGACAUCUACGCUCGGCUGAACCAGGACACCGAGGCUCGAGAGGUGUUCGACAAGAUAUGUGGACGUAUCGAGGCCUACGAAAUGAUUGAACAACUGGCUUGUUCCCGGCCGGCGUGGAGUAAAUUCAUACUUACUCCUCAACAACCUAUGUUGGAAAUGCUCAACAUCCAUCCAGCCAAGGUUCGACCAGCUAUUUCUCGCGCCGUCCAAAUGGCCCAGAACCGCCUGGAGACAGGGCCGAGACGUCGAUAUUUGAAGCAGAGUAUAGGAGACCUGGUUCACACGAUUAGCAAGAACACCUUCGAAAACUGCCCUUACGAAGCUCUGGAUAUUUACCGUCCAUCGGACGAGCUUCGAUUAAGGCCCGGCAGCACUGAUGGCCUUCUUGGGCAGGGAUGCUCUUCUGCUGAUAUCGCCGCAUUGGAGAAACGACUCGAGAUAUCUCUCCCUGGAGAGUAUAAAGAAUUCCUCACCGUGACAAACGGGCUUGAGGCGAUUUGGAACGGCCAGAAUGCCCUUCACUAUCUGGCAAAGGCUGAAGACGUCUGUUGGCAGGACCUGGACUUUCUGGAAGGGAAUGAGAUUCCUCUACUACGUGAUGACGAACCACAAUCUCACGCUGGUAACAUGUUAUCUUGGCCCACCCCAGAAAGCUUACGGUGCAUAUGUCUCUCGGGCCACCUCGAUCAACACGAAGCAACAGCCCAUCUAUUUCUUAUUGGUCCAGAUAUUGUUCAACCAGCCAAGGAUUACUUCUUUUCCGCUUACCAAGAGCGAAAUGAGUCCCAGCGCAGUGAACUUGAUAAUCUUGUUCAAGAGACGUAUGGCAGCAUGGACGUCUUUCGGGAGUUGGAGUACGUGCUAAUGUGUUGGACGCCAUGGGACCUCAGAUACUCCCCAUUCAAAGGGAUUCGAGACUUUUUGGAACAAAUGGCAGAGGCCUCUUUGCAGAAAAACCAAGAUUGGUUAUAUGUGUUUGAGCCCAGAUUUAGACGCCUGGCCAAGAAUGAUGAAUGA
Molecule: messenger RNA, 1653 nt
Organism: Fusarium pseudograminearum CS3096
Lineage: Eukaryota; Fungi; Ascomycota; Sordariomycetes; Hypocreales; Nectriaceae
Exons: 1
Coding region: 1-1653 (550 amino acids)
Source: RefSeq, a predicted model, not a curated record